Molecule: messenger RNA, 1101 nt
Organism: Pochonia chlamydosporia 170
Lineage: Eukaryota; Fungi; Ascomycota; Sordariomycetes; Hypocreales; Clavicipitaceae
Product: phospholipase C, phosphatidylinositol-specific, X domain-containing protein
Exons: 1
Coding region: 1-1101 (366 amino acids)
Biological process (GO): lipid metabolic process
Molecular function (GO): phosphoric diester hydrolase activity
Source: RefSeq, a predicted model, not a curated record
AUGGCCUUCAUAAAUACAGCGCCCGCGCGCUCCUCCCUCUCCAAACCGCUCCUCAAUCUUCCUCAUCCGAAACCCCCAUCGCCACGACGACUCACCAUCUCCAUCAUCUUCCUAGGCAUAUCCGCCAUGAUGCUAUUCUACCUCCUCUUAAGCCUGGCGCCUGGCCUCAUCAGCUCCCGCCCCUUCCACGGCUACACAUCCCCAUGGAGCUUCGACGCCAACAGGUCGUUCCAGCCAAAAUGGAUGAGCAAGCUCCCCGACACCCUCAACAUCAGCAGCCUUAGCAUCCCGGGAACCCACGACACAAUGACCUACCACAUCGACAAGUUCUCUCUCCAGUGCCAAAACUGGGACCUGAUGUUGCAGAUGGACGCCGGCAUCCGGUACCUCGACAUCCGCGGCCGCAUCAAGGACCGCGAGCUCAUGAUCUACCACGCCGACCAGCCAACCGGCUUCUCGCUCCUCGACGUCCUAGGCACCAUUGACACCUUUCUCGCCGAGAACCCGUCCGAGUUUCUCAUCUUGCGCCUCAAGGAAGAGGGCAAGCCCCUCGGUCGUGGCCGCCUCAACGCCAUUUUUGAAGAAAUCUUCAUAAAUGUUAUUAAUACCAAGCCCGUCACCAAAGACCGCUUCUUCUUCUACACCGACUCCAGGGUGCCGCUCCCCACGCUCGGGGAGGUCCGCUCCAAGAUCUUCAUGUUCCAGGAGUUUCGGAGCAGGGAGAAUCAGUACGGCUUGCCCUGGAACAACACCCAGAUGAUCCUCGAGGACAAAUGGGUCAUCGACGGCGUUGACCACCUCCCAGAGAAGUGGGAGGCCAUCGAAACCGCUUUGAACUGGGCGAGCACAAUGCCCCUGGAUAAUCAGCACAUGUACGUGUCGCAUGUUUCUGCGUCCGUGGGCCUCUUGCCCGUUGAAGCGGCUGCGGGUCCCCUGAACCGCACCCAAGUCGGUAUGAAUGACAGGACGGGGGAGUGGUUGGAGAAGAAUCGCUAUGAGCCUAACCGGAGGGUUGGGGUGCUUAUUUUUGACUUUCCUGGUGCUAAACUCAUUGAGAAUGUUAUCAAGUGGAACAGGUUAUUGUGGAAGGGACCAUUUUAG